ACACUUAGCAGCUUCUAAGAAACACUGGUGCGUUGCAUAUAUUUCUCUUCACUCUGCACGCUCUCUCACUCACCCUGCAUUUGGCUCGAACACCAUCAAUUCACAGAGGCUCAUAUAUUCUGAGGUCAAAGGCUGUGGUUAUGGCGAACGAGCAGACUUGUCACUUGCACAACAUGGAACAGAGUGAAAGACGGAUGACAUCAUCGGAGGAAGCCGAUACAGGUCCAUUGCCAUCAAACAAGCCAUUACGUAACAUACAGAUCAAACUCGAAAAGGAGAUUGAAAAUUUGAAGUUAUUGACGGAUACCGACACAGUUCCGUUGACAUUAAACAAGCCAUUAAUUCAGAAGGUUCCGCAGCACUGGCGCUCGUGCUACAGUGAGGACGAGUGCAAACGAUAUUUCAAACCAAUUUCUGUUGCGAUCGGUCCCCUCCACCAUCAAAGAGAGAUUGACAGAGAUCCCAGAAUGGAAAGAGGUGAGCAGUGCAAGCUAAAACUGGCGGCAAUGUUCAUCAAGGAUAGUACGCGCAAGACGGAGGAGUUCUACGACGAUGUCAAGAAGGAGAUGAAUAGCUUGAAGAGCUGGUAUAACUUAGAAGUAGUAGAGAACUGGAGUGAAAAGGAAUUGGCCUGGAUGUUCAUAGUGGAUGGCUGUGCAUUGUUGCAUUUCAUAGUCCGUGAUGUGAACUAUGACUGGGAGCGAUUCAGUGUUAAUAAUGGCCUAGUCAGCAUUGAGAAGAUGGAUUUUUUCUUGCUUGAGAACCAACUGCCCUACCGACUUCUUGAGAUAUUGAUAGAGUCGUUUGCUAAAAACUUACCUGAUGACCAAUUAGCACGGAAUAAUCCUGAGGAGUUACUGAAGAAGUGCAUCGCCGAUUUCAUAAAUAGGAGUUUCUGGAGACUGACUGCGCAGCAAGAACACCAUAGGAGUUUCUUGAGACAGACUGCGCGCCAAGAACAGACCGCGCGGCAACAAAAGACCGUGCAGCAAGAACACCGUAUUCGGAUUGAUAAUUCUCAGCCUCAUCCUCCUGAUCCUCAGCCUCAUCCUCAUCAUUUUCAAGAUUUGUUGCAAGGAGGUGAGAAACGAGAAGGGAGUAACGAAGAUGGUUUUUGCGAGACACUGAUUGGUGAUAAAAGCAAUCAUCCUCAUCAUCUUCUAGACUUGUUGCGAAGAAGACUGAUCGGAGAGAAGGGUGAGAAACGAGAACGGAGUAACGAAGAUGGUUUUUGGGAGACACUGAUUGGUGAUAAAAGCAAACACUCGCCCUUAAUAAUUCGCAACGUAAGGGAGCUGAAAGGCAAGGGCAUUCAUUUUAAAGCGAAGGAAAAGGGAAGUGCCAUCACAAACAAUGAUUUCAAAGACCGUUGUUGCAUGGCAACCCUUACGCUGGCUCCCAUUUUUUUGCACGGUACCACCGUGCCAUUGUUGCUGAAUUUGAUUGCGUAUGAACUGUCUCCGGGUUUCAAAGAAAAUUGGGAGAUCACCUCGCACCUGUUACUCCUCGAAUCCUUGAUAGAUAAUGCGGAGGAUUUGAAGGAACUGAAAGAUGCAGGCGUGCUGCACAACGGAUUAGGAAGCGAUGAAGCUGUAGCACAGCUGUUGAGCAAGAUCGGCGGCAUCCUGGUGCCAAAUUUUAAGGUAGACCCAGAUUUGAGGCAUGAUAUCCGUGCAUACUGCGACCGCAACAAAUCACGCUUCAUGGAAUUCAUUCACACCUAUUUUAGGAGUACAUGGAGCCUCGUGGUCUUCCUCAGUGCCUUAGCAAGUCUUAUUAUGGAAGGAAUGCAAACUUAUUAUAGCUCCCACCAAAACAAGCCCCACUAGUGAACUUUAAUUACUAUAUAUAUAUAUAUAUAUUAAUAGCGUCCUAAAGUAUAUCUUUGGAGCCAAUUGGGCAGAAAAUAAUUUUAUAUAUUUGUU
Messenger RNA from Rubroshorea leprosula, 1925 nucleotides. Lineage: Eukaryota; Viridiplantae; Streptophyta; Magnoliopsida; Malvales; Dipterocarpaceae. The record is from the annotation of a GenBank genome assembly.